Molecule: messenger RNA, 3293 nt
Organism: Limanda limanda (common dab)
Lineage: Eukaryota; Metazoa; Chordata; Actinopteri; Pleuronectiformes; Pleuronectidae
Gene: selenoo1
Product: selenoprotein O1
Exons: 9
Source: RefSeq, a predicted model, not a curated record
UCGUAAACAGCAGGAUUAUGAAAGCAUGAUCAAAGACUGCGACACAAACUCACUCAUGGCCGCUGGUUCAUGGCUUAUUUAGCACCUCGGCUGCGACUGUCACUCAUCGUGGUGCCCGGUGUGUCCGUGUUCAGACGCCUGAGCUCGGGCGGGAUGGAGAGCAUGGGUCUGGCGGUGAGUCGGUCCCCGCUGGAGCGGCUGGAGUUUGACAACGCCGCCCUGAGGAAGCUGCCCGUGGACCCGUCGGAGGAGCCCGGUCCGCGGCAGGUGAAGGGAGCCUGCUUCGCCCAGGUGACGACGCAGCCGCUGACCCGGCCUCACUUCGCCGCCGUGUCGCAGGCCGCCCUGGGGCUGCUGGGGCUCCGCGGGGAAGAGGUCACCGACGACCCGCUGGGGCCGGAGUACCUCAGCGGCUCCAGGGUGAUGCCCGGGUCCGAGCCCGUCGCCCACUGCUACUGCGGGCACCAGUUCGGACAGUUCGCCGGGCAGCUGGGCGACGGGGCGGCCUGUUACCUGGGGGAGGUGAAGGUUCCUCCGGGUCAGGAUCCGGAGCUGCUGCGGGAGAACCCGAGCGGCCGGUGGGAGAUCCAGGUGAAGGGAGCCGGGCUGACUCCUUUCUCCAGACAGGCUGAUGGCCGUAAGGUUCUGCGCUCCAGUAUCAGAGAGUUCCUCUGCAGUGAGGCCAUGUUCUUCCUGGGUGUGCCCACCACCAGAGCUGGCUCCGUGGUGACCUCUGACAGCAGGGUGGUCCGGGACGUGUACUACAGCGGAAACCCGCGCCAGGAGAGAUGCUCGGUGGUUCUCCGCAUCGCACCCACCUUCCUCAGGUUUGGAUCCUUUGAGAUCUUCAAGCGGGCCGACGAGUCCACGGGGCGUCAGGGUCCCAGCUACGGACGAGAUGAGAUCCGAGGUCAGAUGUUGGAUUACGUCAUUGAGAUGUUUUACCCUGAGAUCCAGCAGAACUACCCCGAGCGAGUGGAGAGGAACGUGGCUUUCUUCAGAGAGGUGAUGCUCCGUACAGCUCGACUCGUGGCUCAGUGGCAGUGUGUAGGUUUCUGUCAUGGAGUCCUGAACACAGACAACAUGAGCAUCCUGGGACUCACGCUGGACUAUGGUCCCUAUGGCUUUAUGGACAGGUUUGAUCCAGAUUUCAUUUGCAACGCCUCCGACAACUCGGGCCGUUACUCGUACCAGGCCCAGCCGGCGAUCUGCAGGUGGAACCUGGUGAAGCUAGCAGAAACUCUGGCCCCGGAGCUGCCACCGGACCGGGCUGAGUCUGUCAUGGACGAGUACCUGGAUCUGUACAACGGCUUCUACCUGGAGAACAUGAGGAAGAAACUGGGCUUUUUGAAGAAGGAGGAGCCUGAGGAUGAAAUUCUGAUCACCGAGUUGCUGCAGACCAUGCACAAUACAGGCGCCGACUUCACGAAUGCGUUUCGCAGCUUGAGUCAGAUUUCCUGUCCCACUGAGGGAGAAGCUGAAGGAGAAGAGGAGCUGGUGAAGAAGGCAGCAGAACUCCUGCUGGAGCAGUGCUCCUCCUUAGAGGAGCUCAAGGCCGCAAACAAACCGACGAUGGAUACACGUGAGCUGGCGAUGCUGCUCUCCAUGGCUCAGAGCAACCCAGCGCUGUUCCAGAUGAUCUCAGACAGGAUGACACUAUCGAGGCAGUUGGAAAAACUCAGCCGACUGAAAGACCUGAUGGAGACGAGCGGGGAGGAGCUGAGGGUGAAACAGGCCGAGGACUGGACUCGCUGGAUCGCAGGCUACAGGAAGCGUCUGGCUCGCGAGCUGGAGGGGCAGAGCGACGUGCGGGCCGCCCAGGAGGAGAGGGAGAGAGUGAUGGACGCCGCCAACCCGCGCGUGGUCCUCAGGAACUACAUCGCCCAGAAUGCAAUCGAGGCCGCCGAGAGCGGGGACUUUUCUGAGGUCCAGCGGGUCCUCAAGGUUCUCGAGAAGCCUUUCUCUGCACAGCCAGGUCUGGAGCGUCCUGCGUGGGCGGGCGGAGGCGGCGCCGCCGAACGGGCGGAGAACGACGAGGGGGAGGAGCAACGGCAAGAAGCUGCGUCUUCAUCCGCAGCCAGAGAUCCAGUUCCCUACAACAGCAAACCUCCCGCUUGGGCUAAUGAACUCUGCGUCACAUGAUCUUCGUAGUAACUUUCCUGAUUAUCAGCUCGUCUGCCUGAAAUGAAGAGAGCGCUUAUUAUGGUUUUUACUUUUAAUGUCUCUCCCCUCUCUUCCAGUCAUUGUACAGCUCUCUCUUUCAUAGGCAGGCAGCAUCAGGGAAGUUAGCAUGAGGCACGACACACCACAGGAUCCUCACUGAUACAAAACAAACAGGGACGGAGUUGAUUUUGGUUAAAAUACAUAAAAUUACAAACAUGACGGGGCCAUAUCUGGUUAAAAAAGGUUUUGACCAUGUGUGAAGUGGGUUUUAAGGAUAAGUUUCCCCCGAUGGCUUCACAUUUCUGAAUAAAACAAGAUGUUGUGAUGGAGUUUAACAAUCGAACGCAACUUAAUCUUAGGAAUUAACUUGACUUUAUUCUUAUUUCCUGUAAAUUUCCCAAAAAAUGGCUCCCUCAGCUCGUUCCCUGUCUGUUUAGUGUUUAGUUGGGUAUUAAUGACGAGUCAGACAACAAGUCCUACAGUGACCUGUCUGGUUCUGAUGACCUGUGGGGUGUCACCUCAACAUAUACCAAAUAAUAUGACGUAUAUAGUAUGCGUGUGGGUGAAAGAUGAUGUUUGAAGUGUGCUUGUGGUUGAAAGGGAAUUGCUGCACUUGAUCCUUUAAGCCGCAGAAGAUAAAACGCACAAUAUAUUCUCCUGUUAUUGUAAACACCACAACUGGCAUAGAACAAAACCACAAUUAUGAACUUAGUUGUUUAAUCUCACGUUAUGUGAACAUCGAGAUGCCAGUUGAGAGAUAGAAAAAUGGGAAAUGCAUGACUGAGCAUUGUAUUCUGGUGGUGACAAGACAAACCAUAAGAACAAGGUUAUUAACGUGUUAUAAAUGUGAUGUUAUCAAGAGUGAGAUUCUAGAUAAGGGAAGAAACACCCAUUCAUGAAUUUACUGCCUUAAAGGGCAUGCACCACUGGUGGUUACUCUUAACCUUUUGAAUCCAGAUCAAUCUGUUGGUUUGGAUAUGAGUUUUAGAUAUGUUGUAAAAACUUGACAUCCAAUGACAGGAAUGGACAUGAAAUGAGAUUUUAAUUUUGCUUAAUAAGUGUGAAAUAUAACUUUGAGCGCUUCCUCAGCUAUUGCUUUAACCCAUCUUAAUAAACAGAGCAAUGUGUAA